ACUCCCCUUCCCCUCUAGGAAUCUCGGGCCUGUGGCUCCUGUUAACCCUUGCGGAGCCGAGUGGCAGGAACCUUUUGGCUGCUGGGGCGGAGAGCGAGGAGAGGCUCCCGGAUUCUGUCUGGAAAACCCUGCAGGAUCAGGCCCCGAGGGCAGCAGGAUCCUCUCCCCCAGCUGGUUCCCCAUGCAGGAUCCAGUGACCCCUGAGAGCCAUAGUAUCAUUAUUAUUUUUUGUUAUUGUACAGUAUAUGCCUCCUUUUCCCUAAGUCUGGGAGUCAAGGUAGCUUUCAGAUAAAGCAGGAAGACAUAUAUAAUCCUUAAAAAGGAAUUCUCCUCUAAUAAAGAUAGAUAGAUACAGCUAUUGAAGAUAUAGCUAAUAAACAUAAAAAGAAGCAACAAGGGGGUCAUCUCUCUUGGACCUGGUCCUCACCUAUAGGGAGGAACUGACCCACGAAGUAUUUUUAUUUUUAUUUUUAUUAUUAUUAUUAUUAUAUAUAUUAAAUUUUCAUACCACCCUAUAUGUGCAGAUCUCAGGGCAGCUCACAAUAUAAAAUCAGAAUAUAAAAACAAAAUACAUAAACAAAAAUAUCCCAAUAACACCCCCCCCAAAAAAACAAGUACUGGGAUCUUUGUGAGGAAGUGACCAUUUCCAAGUAAAAUGGGAUCCUGUCUUCCUGGGUUUCAUGAGGCAAAGGCAAGGGAAAGCUGAGUGGAGUCGGUGAGGCACUCUGGACUUUAAGAAGGCUGAUAUCCAGAAAGCGACAUCUAGAAACACGCCCCCCCCCCGAAGGACACAUGUUUAAAGCAGAGCCAGCUUGGCCAGAACCCACCGACAUCAUCAUUACCAUUUGUAUUAAUGUUAUGUUUUUGGCCUGUCUUUUUCCAGGACGGGAAGUCAAGGCAGGUUACCGUUAAAUUGGAAAAGUGAUUAAACUUCAAGAGAGUUAAAAUAUAUAUGGAUAUAAAGGACUAUUAAGUAUUGAUAUUAAAAAUAAUAAAAGGACAGCAACACCAGCCUUUCCCUCAAAAACAGCCAGUUUCCAGAAGCUUAUUUGGCAUAAGGUCUUCACCUGCCGGCAGCCCAUCUGACUUCCCUAGGGCAGGAGUUGCAAAGUCUGGGACUAGCCUAAUCCUCCAUGAAUGGGCCUCAUCCCCGUUCCAAGCCACUAUGCUUCCUGGGGGAAGAGAUUCUGUAGUUCAUGUGCUGUAGGAAGUAUCUUAUCUCCUCAGGUUCUGGAGUUAACACCUGGUGGACAGAAAUGCUUUUCUAACCACUUUUUCUAACCCAUGCAUUAUUUAAAAUUAUAACACAUAUAAAAGCAUCAUGAAACAUCAAACAUUAAAAACUUCCCGACCCAGGGCUGCCUUAAAAUGUCUUCUAAAAGUUGUGUAGCAAUUUAUCUCAAUGACAACUGAUGGGAGGAAGUUCCACAGGGUUUGGUUUGACCAACACCUACAUGACCAGUGUAGGAACGAUAAAAUACAACUAAAAUCAGCUUAGGCCCUUAAAAUCUCCAGUUUCCUUAGGAUAAAUCCCUUAAAAUUAUUAUAAAGAUGCGUAAGUGCAAAAUACGGAACGUUAAAUGCAAGGAAUGUUUUAUGUGCCAAAGGAAAUAAACUCUGUAUUUGUAAAUUUAACUCUCCUCCGGAAAUCAAUCUGCAGCAUAGCAACCAUAAGGAACGUUUCUGUGUUUUGCAGCUUCUGGAAAGACCUGAGAGAUGAAUGUCAGAUCCUAUGGGAAGGAUGCAGAAGAACAAAGAUGUGUAGGAAAAACUGGAAAAUGAAAAUGGGGAAGUAGGCACCCCACCUGAGAAUAAGCAAUAUUAAACAAUAAAAUUAUAUACACUUACAUAUAUAAAUAUAUAUAUAUUAUAUGUGUUUGUGCACGCAUGCUACAAAAGCAGGAUCUGAUUCAAGUUGUUUAUUAUUAUUAUUUAUUAACAUUGUGUUUAUAAUCCAAAGCCCCCCAAAGCUUCAAGCCCAAGGGGUUGACUGUCUUGGGCACACAGCCCAAACAGGACAAGCAAUGUGUAGCUGCAGGUAGGUAGCCGUGUUUGGUCUGCCGUAGUCGAAACAAAAUGAAAAAAUUCCUUCCAGUAGCAUCUUAGAGACCAACUAAGUUUGUUAUUGGUAUGAGCUUUCGUGUACAUGCACACUUUGUAUCUGAAGAAGUGAGCAUGCGCAUGAAAGCUCAUACCAAUAACAAACUUAGUUGUUCUCUAAGGUGCUACUGGAAGCAAUUUGUAGUUUUGUUCUUUAUUAGGAAAGCACUCCGUUACAUCAACAAGUUUUGGAGCCACAGCAGGACCACAGGUCCAGCACCAAGGGCCUUCUGAUGGUUCCCUCAAUGUGAGAAGCUACAGGGAAGCAGGCAGAGGGCCUCCCAUCAGAUGUCAAAGAGAUGAGUAACCUUGAAGACAUCUGAAGGCAGCCCUAUAGAAGGAAACCUUUUAAUGGGAGAUGUUUUUAUAUAUGUUGGGAGCUGCCCAGAGUGGCUGGGGCAACCCUGUUAGAUGGGCAGGGUACAAAUCAUUGCUGUGGUGGUGAAUAAAAAAAGAAAGCUGGUAAAAGACUGUGUAAAGACCUCAUCCACACUGGACUUUAAGGACUUGAAACUGCUUGUGUCUCUAUAUUUUAUUUUGCCUCAUCUACACAAUCUCUCUUUCCUUGUCUAAUGCAAGCCCACUCUUCACCCUCCUAUGUUCAGACUGCCAUGAUGGAAGGAGAAGCCAAUAAACCAAGAAAAUCUAAUACAAAACCCUGUUACUCAACUGUGGACAUUAGGAGGCAGACUAGGCUCAAAAGGCCUCAGAACAAGCAAACGACUAUGAUUAAACAGAGGGAGGUAAGCAAGAUUAAAAGCAAGCAAAGAUAAAGAAGCAAUUUCUAACACAGAGUACAAUCUUUGGUUUGCUUCCUGUAGGAGAUCUUGAUGUGAUUGAAGAUCUUUCCCCACUCCAACCCCUUCUAAGAUGUUUUCCUAUGAGUUCUUUGAUGCCGAGUAAGGGAACUACUGUGACAAAAGCUCUUCCCACACUGCAAACAUUCGUAAGAUUCGUCCCCUGUAUGAAUUCUUUGAUGUUUAGUAAGGUGGCUGCUGCAAUAAAAGCUCUUUCCACAUUCUAAACACUUGGAAGGUUUUUUAUGUCUUGUGAGGCGGAUACUGUCACUAAAGCUCUUUCCGCACUCGCAGCAUCUAUAAGGUUUAUCCCCUGUAUGGGUUCUUUUAUGUCUUGUGAGGUGGCAACUACUAACGAAGCUCUUGUCACAUU
Messenger RNA from Podarcis lilfordi (Lilford's wall lizard), 3270 nucleotides. NCBI's taxonomy places the organism in Eukaryota, Metazoa, Chordata, Lepidosauria, Squamata, Lacertidae. The record is from the annotation of a GenBank genome assembly.